CCUCCUCUCGGGAGGGGCACUAACAGCGGUAUGCUGUAUAUUGUGGGGCACAGUGUAGAGGCCGCGAUGUCACCUGAGGAUGCGGUUAUGGUGUGCACAGAGCGUUAUGGAUCAGGCAACGUUCUCAAGUACAUAAAAUGUGAUGACGGGACUGUGUGCUGCCAGAGGGCGCACCCAGCGCACAAAUACCGCCCACUGAGGGACUGCUUCACGAGUCUGUUCCUCCCUCAUGGUUUUCCAGACAGCGUCAGUGAAGAUUACUUGGAAUACCAGCUCUGGGACACACUGCAGGCCUUCUCCAGCAGUGUGACGGGUUCUCUGGCCACUCAUGCUCUCCUCCGAGGAUCUGGUGUUGGUGACAGUGCAGCCACUGUGACAGGAGCGACCAUUACCUGGAUCCUGCGAGAUGGCACCGGGAUGGUUGGACGCAUUCUCUUCGCCUGGAUGAAGGGGAGCCGUCUUGACUGCGACGCCAAGCGCUGGAGGCUCUUUGCCGACGUGUUAAAUGACCUGGCCAUAUUCAUGGAGAUCUUGGCUCCCGUCUUCCCAUCCUGCUUUACUGUGACCGUCUGCAUUGCCGGAGUAUUUAAGUGCAUCGUGGGAGUGGCUGGAGGGGCGACACGUGCCGCACUCACCGUGCACCAAGCCAGGAGAGACAACAUGGCCGAUGUGUGUGCCAAGGAUGGGAGCCAGGAGACGCUGGUGAAUCUGGCCGGACUCCUUGUCAGUCUUGUCCUCGUCCCGAUGGUGUCUGACGGCAUCUGGGGAACCUACCUCCUCUUCCUCCUCCUGACAUGUCUGCACCUUUAUGCAAAUUAUCGCGCUGUUCGUUCUGUUGUCAUGGAGACGCUCAACCAAUCAAGACUUAGCAUAGUGCUGGAGCAUUAUCUGCUAGAGGGCCGGGUCCUGAGCCCGGCUGAAGCCAACCCAAAGGAGCUGCUCUUACCAGGUCUUGGUGCACAAGUCCCAGUGGAUGUUGGCGUCGCCCUGAACGCUGUGGUCUCCAGCGCCUCACAGCUGGAACUCUUAAAGAAAGGCAAUGACUCUCUCUACCUGCUGGGGUGGAGGAGGGACACAGGCCGCCUUGCGGUUGUUUUACAUGAGAAGGCGAGCAGCGCUGACAUCAUCAGAUCCGUGGUUCAUGCUGAGAUUCUUCACAGGAAAACCUUCAGCUCAGAUCCCGCCCGCUAUGGCAUCCUGGCAGAGACGCACGGACUGGUCAGCGGCAUGUUCCCAGACUUCCAUCAUGGGCUGUGCGCCGCAGGCUGGGUGACUGACCGAAACCUUCUGGACUCCGAUGACUGGAGGGCAAAUUGGGACACGAGUAAAGGGCUGUGACACUGCGUCCCGACAGCACUCGCAGGGUUCACUCUAUUAACCCCUUAAGGGCCACGCCCAUUUUUGGCUUUGCAUUUUUGUUUUUUCCUCCCCAGGUUCCAAUAGCCAACUUUUUUAUUUUUCCGUUCACAUAGUCAUACGGGGGCUUAUAUUUUCCUUCUCUUUUAUUGGAAAACAAGAAAAAAA
Bufo bufo (common toad) is the source of this 1524-nucleotide messenger RNA. RefSeq names its product RUS family member 1 (gene RUSF1). Bases 31 to 1338 code for a protein of 435 amino acids. The transcript is spliced from 15 exons. Lineage: Eukaryota; Metazoa; Chordata; Amphibia; Anura; Bufonidae. The record is from RefSeq and is a predicted model, not a curated record.